Capsella rubella is the source of this 555-nucleotide messenger RNA. Its product is annotated as pectinesterase inhibitor 5. Gene Ontology annotation, biological process: negative regulation of catalytic activity. Bases 1 to 555 code for a protein of 184 amino acids. The transcript is spliced from 2 exons. The record is from RefSeq and is a predicted model, not a curated record. Gene Ontology annotation, molecular function: pectinesterase inhibitor activity. Lineage: Eukaryota; Viridiplantae; Streptophyta; Magnoliopsida; Brassicales; Brassicaceae.
AUGGCCACAAUGCUCAGGAUACACAUGACUUUUCCUUUGUCGUCGUUGUUAGUAUUCGUGUUCUUUGCGUUUACAGCCGCAAACGCGAUGCUCAUCAAAGACAUGUACGCAUUUUGCAAAGAGACAGAUGACGUCAACUUCUGCUUGAAGUACAUUGGAACGGACGUACGUAUACUAGCCGCACGCGACUUACGUGACGUUCUUGUGAUUGCGAUUUCUAAAUGCAAAAUCCAAGUGAGCAACGCAGCCAGACAUAUCAACAAAGUCAGUUACAAGUAUAGUAGUCAGCUUGGAACUCAACGAGUGUAUUUUUGCCGCAAGUAUUACAAGUUAGCGUCUGAUUCGUUCCAAAAAGCUUAUGAAGAAGCCCAGGAAAAAGCAUACGCAAAUUCGCCUGAGGUAUCUGCAAGAGAAGGCUCAAUGUAUGUGUGCAUGUGCGAAAACGAAUGGAAAAAGGAUGGACCCGACCAAAAGUCUCCCGUCACUUUCUAUAACACAAAUGUUGUCAAACUGAUAUCUAUUAUUGAUCUUAUCAUCGGAAAGCUUUAUGGUUAG